UUUCCACCUCUGAAAAUAGCCCUCUCAGAAGGAAGGAAGUCGUUGUUAUUAGGCUGUGAGAUUUUCCUCCGGACCUUACCAGCAGUAUCAUGACUUCUUCACUAGCUGCGCAAAUACACUAGUCUUCCAAGGAUUACAGUGAUACAGAAUCAUCAAAGUACAACAUCUUCUUCAUCUGCAUGCAUCAACAAUGAGAACACAGGCCUUGUGGUUUUAUGCAGUCUGCUGCAAUGUGCUAAAUGUUCACUCCACUCCAUGGACUCUUGAAGUGCCACAAACAGUAUCAGCAGUGAAGGGGUCUUGUGUUGUGGUUCCCUGCAAGUUCAAUUACCCAGGACCUGAAAGGAAGGCAGAUCUGACAGGAAAAUGGCACAUGACAAGCCACGACCAUAUUGUUUACCACCCUGAGCCCUCCAAAGUAAUGGGACAAUUCAGAGGCCGGACAGACUUGGUUGGAGAUCUUGCAAGAAAUAACUGUUCACUGAUAAUUAAGAGCCUGGAAAAAAAUGACAAAGGCCCAUUUAUUUUUAGGAUAGAGAUUUCUAAAUUGGAUAAGUACUCUUACACAGAGUACCAGGUCUCCAUUGAUGUUCAGGACGCUCCAGCCACCCCCAUGCUGAGUGUGAGCAGGGAGGUGAAAGCAGGUGAAGCUGUGACUGCUACCUGCACUGCGUCUCACUCCUGCCCCACUGACCUUCCUCACCUCGUCUGGAGCCACACCGGAACACCCAUCGUCCAAUCAGAGGCGCUGUCCAAUGGCCAAUGGAGAGUGACCUCAAACCUAACCUUCACUGCCACACCCUCUGACCACGGCAGGCAUCUGGUCUGCACAGCACAGUAUCAGCAAAAUAAAAAAGUGCAGUGUGAAAAAAGUUUGAUUGUGAAAUAUGCCCCAGUCAAUGUGGAGGUUGAGACCAAGUCCACAGUGGUGAAGGAGGGAGAUGCUGUGAAGAUGCAAUGUUCCAGUGAGAGUAACCCUCCUGCACACAGCUACCAGUGGUACAACAUCACUGGGGCUCUGCUCUCAGAGGAAAAAAUCUACAAACUGGACAAUGUUUCCCGACACAUUAGUGCCUUCUAUUGUGCAGCCAACAACACCGAGGGGCACAGGAACUCCAUUCCAGUAAAGUUUCGCGUGGAGUACCCUCCGAGGAUUGGAGUAGAAUCAGUCUGUACUGCAAAAAUCACAGGGGUGCACUGUCGGUGCCUGGUAGAGUCCAGUCCCACCAGUAGAGUCCAGUGGAUCCUUGCAGGCACUGUUGUAAACAACAGCACAGUCAACAGCACAGGUGCAAAGGAUUCUGGGACUCUUCAUAUACUGCAUCUGCCCCUGGGCCUCACUGACAUGGUGUCCUGCAAUGCCAGCAACAUACAUGGGAAUGACAUACUGGCACUGCAAACCAACCAAAGAGGAGUGCUGAUGGCCAUCUACCUAUCGGGCUCGGCUGCUUCUGCCUUUGUGCUCAUAGCGAGUAUUUUAGUGCUGUGGAAAUGUUCAAGACGAAAAAAAUGUGUGGAAACAAGGAACAACCUCUACAUAACUGCAAGCUUCAGAGAUGGAAAGAGACCCAGUAAAGACUUGUGUGCUCUUGAAGUUGAUGAUGACAUUUAUGUUAACUGUGGGAAAACACAUUUUCAAGAUGAAGAAGAAGAGCAGCAUUAUGGAAACUGUUGUCAAGAAGAUAUUUAUGCAAAUAUGUAAUGGCAUUAAAAUUGGCUAGUCUUGACUGUAUAUAAGCCUCUCUUCUACUCCAGGAUUUUUUAUUUAUAGCCUGCAUGCGUAGGUUUCACAUAUGAUACUUCUCAUCUGAUAUAACUGUGCGUGGUGUGAUUAAUAUACUUAUUUACAUUUACAUUUUUACAUUUACAUUUUACAUUUUAGUCAUUUGGCAGACGCUUUUAAUCCAAAGUGAUUUAGUGCAUAGGUUCUUCCACAAGUUAAAGCCUCUCAUCCAUAAGUAGUAAAAUACACAUCAAGUGCUAUUCUAAACAAAAAAUACAGUCACCGUAAGUGCAAGUUUUUUUUUUUUGUUUUUUUUUUGGGUUAGACAAGAGGGAUA
Conger conger (European conger) is the source of this 2060-nucleotide messenger RNA. RefSeq names its product sialic acid-binding Ig-like lectin 5. The transcript is spliced from 10 exons. Lineage: Eukaryota; Metazoa; Chordata; Actinopteri; Anguilliformes; Congridae. The record is from RefSeq and is a predicted model, not a curated record. Bases 191 to 1702 code for a protein of 503 amino acids.